Messenger RNA from Phaedon cochleariae (mustard beetle), 911 nucleotides. Lineage: Eukaryota; Metazoa; Arthropoda; Insecta; Coleoptera; Chrysomelidae. The record is from the annotation of a GenBank genome assembly.
CACGUUUCUCGUAACAAUCGUAUAACUGUGUAUAGAUAAGGGAUUUAUGUAGUAUGAGAUCACUUAGUAUAGGUAGGUGUUUAUGCAGUAUGGCGGAAUAAUGAAUUAUCUGCACAUCAAAAUGAAUGACCAGAAACUAGUAUUAUCCAUUAUAUCUUAUCAAGAAAUAUGCUAUGAGGCUGUCCGUCUCGGAAAGAUUCAGUGGCUUGGGGGAGGUCCCAGACGACCUGAAAAUGGACAGUCUGUCCGUAAAGUCUGUGUUGUCUGUGGCUCCUACUAGUCAGGGGCCCUGUUCGUUGUUGGGGGGUCGAAAUGAGGAACCCCCUCGGAGGAAGAACCAUUCCAGAUCUUCCACCAAAUCCAGAUCCCGAUCUCCCUCUGCCCAGGAGUCAUCCUCAGUCUCUGCAAACAAAGAGCAGCCUAGCUGUUCGAAAUCAGCAGAUGUCCCACAUGCAGUAGCUUCGACUGUGCGUCCCAAAAUUCCUCUUUCAAAUGAAAACCCAAACCAAUUCCAAACCUGGUGGCUCAGCUCACCAUUUCAUACAAAGGCUCAAAAUACCCCGGAUGGUAUAAACAUAUUUCGCGAUGGUCGUGACUCAUUAAGAGCUCUGACAAAGCUAUUGAAUGAGUUCAGUGCACCAUAUCACACAUACCAGUUGCCUAGUGUGAAAGAUUUGCAGGUGGUGAUCCGAGGCCAAUCUGAAGAUAUUCAAAUGAGGUUUGUUGAGAAGAACCUGAAAGACAGAGGUUUUUCAGUCACCUCACCUCACCUCAUGAAGAAACGAGAUGGAACACUGAUGCCAUUGGUCGAUGCCAUUUUGCCUGAAACUUACGAUAGUAAAGAGAUAUACUCCAUACGUGACCUUGUGAAGCUCACUUCGAAAUGCAAGAAGCCGAGGAAAGACAAAUAA